This is a messenger RNA of Dovyalis caffra, 954 nucleotides long. NCBI's taxonomy places the organism in Eukaryota, Viridiplantae, Streptophyta, Magnoliopsida, Malpighiales, Salicaceae. The record is from the annotation of a GenBank genome assembly.
AUGUCGUCUUCAAACUCUCCAUGUGCGGCAUGCAAGUCGUUGAGGCGAAAAUGCACACAAGAAUGUAUUUUGGCACCUUAUUUUCCACCGGAUCAGCCUCAAAAAUUUGCGAGUGUCCACAAGGUAUUUGGUCAGAGUAAUGUUGCUAAACUUCUCUCUGAGCUCAAUGCUGCGCAACGUGAAGAUGCCGUGAAUUCACUUGCUUUUGAAGCUGAGGAACGACUCCGUGAUCCGGUUUAUGGCUGUGUGGGGUUAAUUUCAAUCCUUCAAGAUAGAGUGAAGAAACUGCAGAAUGAUCUUUAUACUGCUAAGAAAGAAUUGGCUAAUUAUGUGGGGCCUCAAGCAAUGCUACCUAUGGUGAUGCAGCCCCAACACAUGGGUAAUCCUUCUUCUUCAACUGUGAUGCAACAUAAUGUGAUGCCAACGAUGGGUAUUCCUUCUGUUGGACAAAUGGGGAUGAGUGCAGAGGCUCAUCAACAUCAACACCAUCAUGUCCAUCAUCAGCAAAUCUACGAGGCUCAACAAAUGGCUGCUGUGGUGGCUGCAAGAGAGCAAGAGAUGUUAAGGGCUUAUGAGCAACCGCAACAACAACUGCAUCAGACACAGCAGCAACAGCAAGAAAUCGUGAGGUUUAAUGGUGGAUUUGAGCCGGAUAAUUCAGCUGUUGCUACUGGGUUUAAUCAGAUCCAUCCUGUUGCUGCCGCUGAGAUGUCACCUUCUUUGGUUCUUGGCACUGUUGACAAUACUUUUCAGAUUCAACCACAAGGAGAGCCCCAUCCCAAUCAGCUUGUGGGACAGCUUUUGCUUCAGCCACAGCAAACACAACAAAUCCAUCAGCAUUCAAAAUCUGAAAGUGAGGGGCAGCUCAUGAAUGCCGGACACAAGUGGCAUGGAUGGAAAAGAACUAUAGAGAGGGAAGGAGGGAGGUUUACAUCUAAAAUUCGAAGACCGUAA